ACUAUGUUUCUCCUGAUUUCUUUGUUGGCGGUCAUCGCCGCCUCUGCGCAGUCACCACCUAAACCAUAUUACAACAUUGGCGAUGCUCACAACCUGUUCCAAGAAUAUGUACAGAAACACAACAAAAUAUACAAUCCCGAAGAAUACUUGAAGCGACUUGAAAUUUUUAAGCAAAAUCUAGAGCGCAUCAAUGAACGCAAAGCAAGAAAUCCACAAAACGAAGUCGGAAUCAACCGUUUCACAGAUUUGACUACAGAAGAAAGACGACAAUAUCUGGGUUUUAAGCGCUUUGAUGCCGCGAGUGAUGGUCGCGCGAUGAGGCUGGAGUACCCCGCCGAGGCGGUCACGGCGCCCGACCAGUUCGACUGGCGCGACCACGACGCGGUCACGCACGUGAAAGAUCAGGGCCACUGCCAGACCAGCUACGUGUUUACUGCCAUUGGAAAUAUUGAGGGGCAGUACGCGAUUAAGCACAAGAAGCUGAUCUCUCUAUCUGAGCAAAUGGCAAUAGAUUGCAUGCCUCCAUCUACGCUACAACCCAGCAGGUGCAUGGAAGGCUGGCCUGAUGAUGUUAUGGUUUAUUAUCUUAUGAUUUCAUCUUUAUGGGGUGUAGUAUCUGAAAAAGAAUAUCCUUAUACUGGCGGAGAACACCGGAAUAAAUGUCCAAACCAUACGAAUCAAACUAUUUCAACUGUAACUAACGUGACCUCAUUCCAAAUUGUUAUCCCGAAAGACGAAGAAACGUUAAAGCAGUUAUUGUACAAUACAGGACCUUUGGCAGUGGCUUUUGAUUCUUCCGAGUUGUUUGAAUACGCAAAAGGCAUCUACAACCCCAGUCAAUUCGACUGCAGCUACGAGCCUGAUCAUACCGCUCUAUUAGUUGGCUAUGGAAUAGAGGACGGCACUAAGUACUGGAUUCUGAAGAAUUCGUGGGGGACAGAGUGGGGAGAAAAGGGCUAUUUCCGUCUCGCUCGCGGUAAAAAGGCCUGCCACAUGGGCAUGACCUACACGGCCACGUGUACUGUCUCUUAA
Molecule: messenger RNA, 1032 nt
Organism: Cydia fagiglandana
Lineage: Eukaryota; Metazoa; Arthropoda; Insecta; Lepidoptera; Tortricidae
Product: procathepsin L-like
Exons: 5
Coding region: 4-1032 (342 amino acids)
Cellular component (GO): lysosome
Molecular function (GO): cysteine-type endopeptidase activity
Source: RefSeq, a predicted model, not a curated record